UUGUGGGAAGCUUUGUUGAAUAAUUUACGUUAUCGGAGAGGAGAGGAAGGGGAAGGCUGCUCUCUCGGGAAGAAAUUGUCUAGGAGAUAUAUUUUUAUAAAAGCGUGCCUCUUUUCCGUUGGAAGAAGACCGGUUUCUGUCGCUCUUCAUGUGCGAUCUCCGAGAAGCAUUUAUUAAAUAUUUAUUCAAACAUUUAAAGUCGCAAAAUGAAAGGUGGUGUUCUAGAUCGUGUAAGGGGUCGAUCCCUGGAUGAUGAUGAAGAAGGAGAAAGUCUCAAAAGUCCUGUGGGACAGAAAGAGGAAGUGCGAUUAAAAAGGGAAGUAGGACUCCUCAGUGCUGUCUUUCUCAUUGUUGGAACUAUGAUAGGUUCUGGAAUUUUCAUAUCCCCGAAAGGAGUGCUUGUUCGAUCUGGGUCUGUGGGUGCAAGUCUCAUUGUAUGGGCUGGAUGCGGUCUCAUUUCACUUUUUGGUGCCCUCUGCUACGCUGAACUGGGUACCUCUAUACCUGUGUCUGGUGCUGAGUAUUCCUACUUCCUACACGUAUACGGUAAGAAAGGGAGGUUCGGUCCAGUGCCCGCCUUCCUCUACAUGUGGAUGUGUUCUAUCAUCAUAAAACCUGCCGCAGUAUCCAUCAUGUUGCUCACCUUCUCUGAAUAUAUAGUCACACCAUUUUUCCCAACUUGUUCCUCGCCUGACAUUGCCAAAAAACUCAUCGCCCUCGCUGCUAUAUUUUUCAUCACGUUCAUCAACUGUUACAGUGUGAAGCUGGCUACAAGAAUGAAUAAUUUUUUUACAGUUGCUAAACUCUCUGCCAUAGCUAUAGUUGUUCUAAUAGGAAUAUACAGAUUUUCCACGGGUCAUUACGAACACAUAAAUACUGGAUUUGCGGGAACAACAACCUCUUUCUCAGACUUAGCAACAGCUUUUUACUUUGGUCUCUGGGCUUACGAUGGAUGGAAUAACUUGAAUUUCGUUACUGAAGAGCUGAUCAAUGCAUCUGUGGGCUUUGCAAAUCGUAUGUUAGGACCAGUGUCCUUCAUCAUUCCUAUAUUAGUAGCUGCAUCUGCGUAUGGAGCAUCGAACGGAACUGCACUCAUCGCCUCAAGGUUACCCUUCGUAGCUGCUCGACAGGGCCAUUCAAUCGAAUUGAUGUCUUAUGUUCAAGUGAAACGUUUGACUCCUGCACCUGCUCUCAUCUUCAAUGGUAUGGUCGUCUUCCUAAUGAUAAGCGCAGGAAACAUUGGAAGCUUAAUCGAUUUCUUCAGUUUUGUCGCCUGGAUGUUCUACGGUGGUACAAUGUUUACUGUCAUAGUUCUGAGAUUUACUGAAAAGGAUUUACCUCGUCCCUACAGAGUGCCUACAAUCAUACCUCUUGUGAUGGCCGUAGUGGCAGCGUAUUUGGUGUUGGCCCCUAUUAUUGAAGAUCCAAGAUUAGAGUAUUUCUAUGCGCUGCUCUUCCUCUGCUCUGGCUUCCUCUUCUAUAUUCCUUUCGUUCACUUUGACAUCAGACUCAAAAUGAUGAAAAAUUUCACACAUUUUGUGCAGCUAGCUGUGAAUUGUGCCCCUCAAAACUGAAUGAAGAUAAGUGUGAAACGGUGCCCUUAAAAAACUCAUUAUGCAAUAUUUAUGACUUGGACAUAACAGAUUAUUGCUUCUUUUGGAACACGUAAGAUAACGCUAAACCAUGGAAGAAACUUUUCAUGGGCAAAUUCUGUUUCACUUGCAAUAAUGUUUUAAAAUUUAAAUGGUAAAGUCUUCCGAUGAUCGAAAUGAAACAAAUUGUGGCAGGAUAAUAGUGUUAUCUGACCAUAAUCUAUUUGCAUUUUUAUAUUCAAAUUUUUUUUUUUAACAUUUAACACUUUCAUGACCUACUCUGGGUGUACCUGAAUACAGAUAUUUUUUCUUCUUCCUUAAAUUGCUUAUGUCAUGAAAUGGUGUUCUACUGAAGAUUCUUGAUCUUUCAAGAAAGAAAUAAUUUUAAUGGUACAGUCAAACAAAAUAUGAAUGGUCUUAUAUUUAGAUUUUGUCAAGCGUCUAAUAAGGGUGGUUAUUUAUUAUGUAAGGUACAAAGAAUUAGUUAAAAUAAUUUUGCUCAAUGAACCUUUUGACGAAUCAUCUGCGUCAAAGAAAGUAUCUUAUUCAGGUUUGAAAGAUGAAACAUAUUUACAUGAAAUAUUUAACAUAUUACCACUUAAAUUGGAACUGAUAUAAUUUUCAAACAUUUGUUGCUUUGAUACUUUUUAUACGAAUACUUUUUAUAUUAAAAUAAAUAUUUUUUAUAUGAAUGCAAAGUAACCAAGUUCAUUUUAACAGAAUGAGUGAUUAAAGAGAGAGUGUUUUUUUUUACGAACUCUCGCAACUUAAAAUUUUAUUUUUAGGGUAGAAAUUUUUCAUUGCCUUAAAAGAGAUAAAAUAUACAGUUAAAAGAGCCAAGAAAUUAAAAUAUUAAUGAUUUCCACGUAUUAGACAAAUAGGGUGCAGCAUUAAGGUUUUCGAUGAUGUAGUAGCUCUCCCAUCGAGGCUAACUACAUAAUGGAUGAUAUGAAGUGAAGAAGAUAUAUCAAACCUAUGAUCAGAAGUCCAACAAUGUUUCGGUAUUGUUGAGUGGUAGAGUUCUGAACAAACAAACCAGACAAGACUUCAACCAUCGGCUCAAAGAGAAUCAAGACUACAUCAACAACCAAUAUCUCCACAGUUCAUCUAUCCCCAAACAUUGCUGAACAGAAGAUAGGAUAUUUCUUUUUAACUUCAUAUCAUACAUAACUUCAGUAGUGGAUUUUUGGAAGUCAAAACUAUUUGAGAAUAACCUUACUGAUUCUUUGUAUAACAUUUGGAAAUAAUUAAUAUUAAUUUUUUAUCUCUUUUUAUCAUGAUAUAACCUGUGUCGGGUUUUAAUCGUAUCUGUUUUUGCCUACAGAUGAAGGGGUACCAUUGCGUAUAGGUUUUUAAUAACUAUGUGUGAUCUUAAAACGUUUUUAAUGAAAUGUAAGCUCUAUGUAAAAACUAAACACGCAAUAUUGCGUAAUUUGUGACAGUGAUCAUCAUUUAAGAUCUGAUUUCUAGAAGUUUGAAUAAGAAGUUAUUAAUAUAUACUGGUGAAAACAAUUGAAGGGACAUUUUUUUUUUGCAAUAAAACAAAACCAGACAAAAAUAUCUGAUAUGAGACCAAUAUAUCAGAAUACAGAAAUGGAUAAAACAUGCAUCCUAAAUUAGAAAACUGGUCACUUGUGCAGCACAGAAAGCUGCCCGACACUUAUCAGUCAGAGAAACGCAUGUCGCCUCUAACAGCUCUAGCAUUGAAGUUUCAUACAGUCCUUAUCAAUCCCUGUGGCAGUUGUUAGAGCUGCAAUUAAGCACUUCCCGUGCAUGUUUGACGGGAUGAAGGACAGGAGACAAUCGUUCAAUAUCUUCAUAUUGGAGGUAUUCGUCCAACAAUUGAGCCCUGUGUGGAUGGUAGUUAUCGUCCAUAAAGAUGAAAUUAGGUCUAUAGGCCGUGUGUCUCACAUAAGGUGCGAGGAUCUCGUCGCUGUGGCACUAACCUGUCAGUGUACCUCUAUUGAAGGUCGGUGUGCCCCGUCUGCCAUGAUGCCUGCCCAAACCAUUUGACCACCUCGACCAUGGUGGUCCUUUUCAAUAUAAUGAUAGAGGGUAUAUUUUCAAUAUAAUGAUAUCUUAGAGGGCCGACAUAGACUCCAGAGUUCUUCCAGAUGAGAACACGUCUCGAAUCGCCAUACAGGUUAUAGAUUACUACAAGGCAUCUGGCACAAGCCACCUGCAUUACAUCCGGGCGACUGUUAUCCGUGAAAUGGAGGUAUUCCUGUUGCAGUUAUACAGACUGCGGACCUAUCCCUUUCGUGGCCUUGACCAGACCACUGUUUUCACAGAGAGGACACUACAUUUCUCCCAGUACCAACUGCCUUAUGACGCAAUAGGCCACUGCAUGGUAGAGGUAUCCGCGAAGAGCUAUCAUCUGAUACCUUUUUUUACAUAUAGGUGCUACUUUUCUUUUCCUUAAAAAAAAAAAAAAAAAAAAAAAAAAUUUCCUUCCUUCAUUUGUUUUCAGCAGUAUAAAAAGUUGUAUUUUUAUUUUUAAAAUCUUGAAUCUCAUUUUAUUUUGAAAUUAUUUGUAAGCAUCGCUGCAUAUUAUUAUUAAUGUAUGCAAUAAAAGAACUAUUGAACUGGACUGAAAAAAUGUGUACAGUAGUUAUUUCUUUUAUGCUGCUAUUGUUAAGGAAGCGUGUUUUAUGUACUAUAAUGAACGCAAAAUAUUUUUACACUGUUUAAUAAAUUUGUUAUUUGAA
Parasteatoda tepidariorum (common house spider) is the source of this 4300-nucleotide messenger RNA. The record is from RefSeq and is a predicted model, not a curated record. NCBI's taxonomy places the organism in Eukaryota, Metazoa, Arthropoda, Arachnida, Araneae, Theridiidae.